Gilbertella persicaria is the source of this 1212-nucleotide messenger RNA. RefSeq lists its product as uncharacterized. Bases 1 to 1212 code for a protein of 403 amino acids. The transcript is spliced from 7 exons. The record is from RefSeq and is a predicted model, not a curated record. NCBI's taxonomy places the organism in Eukaryota, Fungi, Mucoromycota, Mucoromycetes, Mucorales, Choanephoraceae.
AUGUCUGACUCAAGCUAUUCUCCUUCAAAUUCUUCAUCUUCUGACUAUUCUCCCUCUGGCCCUAGAGUGUCCAGCAUUGUUUACACUCAAAUCGUGCGUCGUGUUCGUUCUUCUCGCCGUGUUAGCAGUAUCGGUAAGUUACAUGAGGUCUAUGUACGUAGAACAUGUACUAAAUACUAUUAUGCUACUGUAGAGAAUCCCAUCAUUAUCGAGUCAUCAUCUGAGUCAGAAAGCUCAAGUGAGUCUGCUGAAAAUGUUUCUGACUCCAACGCAGUAGACACUUCUCAGAAUUUCAAUUUAGAAAGACCAGAAUCAUCUUCUACAGAACCAAGUUCCCAUGCCAUCUCUUAUAGGGAUGCUGCUUUGAACGGCGCUUCUAGUUCUGCUCUACCUGCUCGUGGCCGUAGAGUUCUUCCUUGGAAGAAGGUUCAAAAGAGAAAGAGACCCCAGCCAGUUGUAGUCCUUGAUGACUUGAGCCAAGAGGUUGAAUUACUUCGAUCCAGUCGUAAACGCGCUUCCUCACCUUUGGCCUCUCAACCAUCUACUACAAUAAGGCGUGUUCUUAACCGUGACUCGGAGAGUGACUGGGACUUUGAGGAAGAAGAGGAUGUCAGUGGUUCGGAGGAGCCAUUUGGAGUUCAAUCACCCCCCGCCAUACUUACAAGACCCCGAUUGGAGAGGGAACCAAUAGAAGUACCAAUCACUUAUGGUUCCACUAUAGAGAGAUCCCCAACACCGGAGUCUGUGGACUCUUCUAGCCUUUUUCUUCCUGUUACGAGCAACCCUUUUGCUCGUACAAUGGUUACGAGGUUCCCUUCAAUCUCGCCACCACCAGCAGUUGCUCCAGUUGAUAGAGUUGCCGUUUUUUUGGAGUCUCAGUUUCAAAGGUCUGACUUUUCUAACCGUUAUGUUUUUGUACUAUUAGUACAGCAAAGAGAUGCUAUAGACGAACAAGUUAGGUCAUUCUCACCAGAUAUUUCGGUUGGAGCAGCAUCUCCCCUUGAAAGUGAGGACUCUUUUGAUCCUGUAGCCACAUUAGAGGAUUGCACUCGCCGACUAGAGGCUUAUGACCGACCAGAACAAGACCCCAGCGACUCGGAAAUCGAGUCGUCUUCUGACAACGGCUCUGAUAGCACGUACCGAGUUGAUCCUACGGAAGACAAAGGUAGAUACUUUGAGACUGUUCUAUACAAUUUUAUUGUUCCUUUUUGA